Letharia columbiana is the source of this 1278-nucleotide messenger RNA. RefSeq lists its product as uncharacterized. The coding region runs from base 1 to 1278 and encodes 425 amino acids. Gene Ontology annotation, molecular function: zinc ion binding; DNA-binding transcription factor activity, RNA polymerase II-specific. Gene Ontology annotation, biological process: regulation of DNA-templated transcription. NCBI's taxonomy places the organism in Eukaryota, Fungi, Ascomycota, Lecanoromycetes, Lecanorales, Parmeliaceae. The record is from RefSeq and is a predicted model, not a curated record. The transcript has 4 exons.
AUGUGUCUCCAAUUUGUGUGUUACAUCUGCGGCGACGAUUUGGAGGAUGACAAGAGUCUCGUGCUGUGUCAUAACUCUAUGUUGACGCUGCAAGUAAAGUCUAGGGACUACAAAGACUGCCCGGACUAUGUCCGAAAGGAGGCUGGUGCUCCCAUUAGGUGCAACCUCUGCUUAGAGGCCGACCCGAGCGUAGCUGGGACUUUGCUGGCGCGCAUUAAUCCUGCAUUUGGGUACCUUGACUCAAGCUAUCUGUCCCAGUUUCCGGCGGAUGGAUCAGCCUUGCUUACUCAGGCGCCAUUAACUUUUUUGCCCAUACAUCCCCAGUACUCACCACCUAACGAGGAGCCAAAGCGUACUGAGGUCCCUAGCUGGGAAAAUGGCACCACUGCCUCUAUCUAUGAGACAACAGAUGGGAACAGACAGAUCAGUGCACCCACAGAAAGCAGAGGCUUGUUCGGCAAUCAGAAUGGUUUUCGGCGACUCCUCCCCAAAUCUCUUGCGAACAACGAUGCGUUCCACUCGCUAGCGCCGCCACCUACAUCUCUGCAGAAUCCCCUAUAUUUCGCUGGAAGCAGAGCAAUUGAUGACGCUGGCUUCGCUACCGCGAGCGAUGGAUCGUUUAGCCCAGCUCAAAGCAGACCAGAUCGUGUCAGAGAGGCGAGAACAGCAAAAUCAAUUACGGGAUUGCGAAGCCAAGAGUCACAGAGUGGUGGCCGGGAGGUUCCUGCUCAUACGAACCCAAAGAUCCUUAUCAAUCGUGUUCGAAAGCCAGAGAAGCGUCGGCAAAGGGCUCCCAAGACAGCGGUUGCAUGCGAGAACUGCAGGUGUAGCCACGUAAAAUGUACUGGAGAAGUGCCGUCCUGCGAAAUUUGUCUUCGCAAAGGGAAGCAGUGUGGAUACUAUCCGGCUUCUAAGAUUAUCACGAGACGAGGUCAGGUGGCCGCAGUUCGAAUCAAUCUCCGACCUUUGCAGUCUUUGGAACAGCAUGGUACCUUACCUCAAGUUCCCGCACCUCAGAGGGAUGUCUGGAACCUACCCGUUGACCAAGGCCUGCAACAGCAUGCUACCACCAAUUAUUCGACGUUGACAAACGAUAUUGGUAACUAUCCAGUGGAUUUCUCCGUGCAGUACCCCUUUCAGCUUCGUGCAAUAUCUAGACAAGCCAACAAUUGCCAAGGUGACGAAGCAAGGUCACGCGAUCGAACGGUAUCGCUAGAGCAUGAGAGAAUGACGUGUUUGCGUGAAAGAGAUGAGAGAACAACAGGAAUUCAAAAAUGA